AUGGAAUUCCAGGCGAAGAUCGCUCAGAUUGACGCCGAGAAGGGUGUCGCUCCAGCUCUGGUAGACAGGUUCGAGCGGGAACACGACUACCUGCGGAUUUCUUUGACCGAACGCUGUAAUUUGCGAUGUUUCUAUUGCAUGCCUGAAGAAGGCGUGGAAUUGUCACCAUCCGGCCACAUUUUGACAAAUGACGAAGUGGUCCGACUGGCCAGGCUAUUCGUGAAAAGCGGGGUUACUAAAAUACGCUUGACUGGCGGCGAACCUACUAUUAGGAAAGGGAUUUCUGACAUUAUACGGGAACUGAAUCAACUACGACCAUAUGGCCUCAGAUCAAUAGCCUUGACCUCCAAUGGGAUUGUACUCCACAGGCAACUUGAACAGUUCGUUCAGCACGGAUUGACGCACCUCAAUAUAAGUUUGGAUACUCUUGACCCUCUCAAGUUCGAACUUAUGACAAGACGGAGGGGACAUGCAGCCGUGUUGCGAACAUUGGACCUGGCGUUAAACUCCCCUUCGCCGCUGUCGGUCAAGUUAAACGCUGUGAUAAUCAAAGGACUCAACGACGCUGAAGUCUUGGAUUUCGUGGCAUUGACCAAGGAUAAUGAUUUGUCCGUUCGAUUCAUCGAAUUUAUGCCCUUUGCGGGGAAUAAAUGGGAUAAGUCGAAAAUGGUACCGUCAUCGGAACUUUUGUCGCGAAUAUCACGACAAUACCCUGAUCUCGUGCGAGCCCCCGAUGAGCUGAACGAUACAGCUCGCUCUUGGAAAAUCCCGGGGCACAAAGGCAGCUUCGGCUUCAUCAGCAGUAUGUCUGAUCAUUUCUGUGCCAGCUGCAACCGCCUUCGCAUCACCGCGGAUGGUCAGAUCAAGGUCUGCCUCUUUGACGCAAAGGAGGUAUCCUUGAGAGACCACAUGCGUAACGGCGCCUCGGACGACGACCUUCUGGAAACUAUCGGCCGGGCGGUGUUCAACAAACAGGAGAAGCAUGCGGGAAUGGAGGACAUAGAUGUCUUGACCAACCGGCCAAUGAUUCUGAUAGGGGGUUCCAUCACGAUCCACCCCCGCCGACAUGUAAGGACUAGUCUACGACACCCAGUGGCUUCCCAGCUGCGAUAUUAUGGUACUAGUGCCAAACUGACACAUCUGGAUGACAAGGGAAGACCAUCCAUGGUUGAUGUACACAGUAAGAAACCCUCUCGUCGCGAAGCCACCGCAACAGGCCGGAUAUACAUUCCGCCACUCGCUUACCACCUCAUCACCACUACUCGGCAAGACGAUAACGGAACCGAUCACCCUGAUUAUGCGAAGGCAAGGAGUAAAGGUGACGCCCUGACAGUCGCACAGCUGGCAGCCAUCAUGGGGUGCAAGAAAACGCCCGACCUCAUCCCUCUCUGCCAUCCGCUGCCACUUUCUCAUAUAUCGGUGACUUUGUUACCCCAGCCGCCCGAACAAGCGCGUAACAAUGAUGGAGACAUAUCCCGACCUCAUCGCCAGCCACAUAGACACAGCGUGCUAUGUACUGCAACCGUAUCUUGUGAAGGGAAGACUGGAGUCGAAAUGGAGGCACUGACGGCCGUCUCUGUAGGACUUUUGACGGUGUGGGAUAUGCUGAAGGCCGUAGCAGGUAAAGAAAUGGAGAUUGGCGAGAUCAUCGUAACAAAAAAGUCAGGUGGAAAGAGCGGUGACUUCGCACGGAACCUCUAG
Messenger RNA from Pleurotus ostreatus (oyster mushroom), 1701 nucleotides. RefSeq lists its product as uncharacterized. Bases 1 to 1701 code for a protein of 566 amino acids. Lineage: Eukaryota; Fungi; Basidiomycota; Agaricomycetes; Agaricales; Pleurotaceae. The transcript has 7 exons. Gene Ontology annotation, molecular function: cyclic pyranopterin monophosphate synthase activity; 4 iron, 4 sulfur cluster binding; metal ion binding. Gene Ontology annotation, biological process: Mo-molybdopterin cofactor biosynthetic process. The record is from RefSeq and is a predicted model, not a curated record.